CUUCCGGAAGUGAUGAGGGGGGGGUCGGCGGAGCGAGAUUGGAGUCAUGGCUAGGCGAAUUAUUUAUCCCCUGUACCAGCUAGGAAAUCCUCAAGUAAGGGUUUUCCGGACUGAAUACUUCUUGACAAUGGUGAGGCCUGGUGUUCCACAGCCAGAAGACACUGUACAAUUUCGCAUUCCCAUGGAGAUGACAAGAGUGGAAUUGAAGGAUUACCUUGAAAACAUAUACAAUGUGCCUGUGGCUGCUAUAAGAACCAGGAUACAACAUGGUUCAAUGAAGCGGAGGGACCAUAAAAACAGACGCAUCAAGAAUCCAGAUUACAAGGUUGCCUAUGUACAGCUGGCUGCAGGACAGACUUUUCAGUUUCCGGACUUGUUUCCAGAGAGAGAAGAAACCAUUCAGCCUGGCUCUUUUGAAGACAUCCAGAAUAAAUUUAUGGAAGAUGAGAGACAGAGGCAGAAAGAUGACAUCAGGCAAGGAGGAGUUCCUGGCUGGUUUGGACUUUGACGGAAUCAACCUGCUUUUUCGUUUAGGUAGCUUGCAGGGACUUGAGCCCUUGCAUCCAAUAUUGAUUGUCACCUUGUAAUGCAAUUAGGAUGAUGGCGCUGUUUUUAAAGCCCUUGCUGGUACCUGUUUUGUAUAACAGAAGAGGAACAAAGAAUAUAUACAAAGAAAUUGGGAACAACCCUUUCAGUUCCUCUUCAUGCUGUUUCGUUCUGUGGAAGGAAAUGCUCACCGCGCUAUCCAUCUGGAGAGGUGCAACCACCCAGGCCACCGUUCUCUUCUCUUCCUGCCCUGAAUAGAUUAUUUGAAUGUCAUUUCACUGGAGCGUAGAAAGUAUGUAUAAGGGCUGAGACAGCCAACUAUUGCUAUGAUGAGGGUCAUAUGAGAUGAUCUGGCUACUGCUGAACUGUUGGGCAUUUUGCGCUGCUAUUGGGAUGAUUCUUUGGAUGUGUGGAAUUGAGGUCCUCUCCCCAUUAAUACUGCAUUGGGGUAUGUUUGGGUGUGUGAGCUGUGCAAAAUGUCUUCUUGCUACCUGAAGGGAGGACUCUGAUAUUUCCAAAUAUGCAUAGACCAAUUGAGCUUGGCCCAAUAAAAGGCGUUGCCUUGUCUACUUA
Elgaria multicarinata webbii is the source of this 1119-nucleotide messenger RNA. RefSeq names its product mitochondrial ribosomal protein L23 (gene MRPL23). The transcript is spliced from 5 exons. The record is from RefSeq and is a predicted model, not a curated record. Lineage: Eukaryota; Metazoa; Chordata; Lepidosauria; Squamata; Anguidae. Gene Ontology annotation, biological process: mitochondrial translation. Gene Ontology annotation, molecular function: structural constituent of ribosome. Bases 47 to 508 code for a protein of 153 amino acids. Gene Ontology annotation, cellular component: ribosome; mitochondrial large ribosomal subunit.